CAAGCGAGCGUAACGAUCGCGCCAAGCGUUUUUUUUAUUUUGUUAAUUUCGGUGUGUGUUUUAUUUCGUUGCCGCUGAACAUUUUCGUCUUUUUUGUGUAUUAAAAUUUUUGCGCGCGCAGCGGUUUUGCUCCCAAACCCCCAACACACUCCCGACUACUCCUCCUGCUCCUCCUCCUCACGUUCGCGUUAACGCGUGUGUUUUUAAGUUAAGAAGUUUUGGCCAUGUUCCUUAGGCUUAGCAAAAAAAUGACUGCGUUACAAGCAUCGAGCGACAGCAGCUUACGAGCCUAACGAGCUCUCGCAGCAAAGUUAUCUUCAAGAUACACCAUACAUUGUAUCUCAAUGUUGAUUUUGAGUGCGUGAGGGCGUACGCAGAGGCAGAGCCAGAGGCAGCCACAGUGCCACACAGUGGGGGCCACUGCCGAAUUUCAAUUAACAAAAUAAGCAAAGCGCGCAAAAAUCAACAUAAUAGAUAUAUAAUAGCCAAAGCGAUAUACUACCAAACCCGCUACGAUAAAGCUCGAGAAAAGCAACAAACACACACACAAAAAUUUUGAUCAGUUUUUUCGCGUGAGACAUUUUUGCACGUUCCGGGCGGAUUGAUUGACUGACUGUCAACUGUUGCGGCUUGUGUUGGUUUGGGUUGUGGUGCGCCAUGUUAGAUGCGGCACCGUUGCCGUUGCCAUCAGCGCCACCCGCCGAGGAGGUGUAUCGACUGCUUGCACUGGCAGCUGAUGCGGAUGCGGAUGCGGAGGAGACAGACUACAAGCACAUCUUGCGCCAGAAGUCCGCACAGCUCUAUGAAGAGCGCAGCCACAGGCAGCAGCAACUGUCGCAACAGUUGAUGCCACAACAUGGGGCAGAGCCAGAGGCAGACGAUGUUGCGUUGCGUUAUUCGUACAAAGGCACACCGCCGGAUCUUCAUGCAGCCAGACAGGAAUUUAAUUUGAAAACGUCGUUCAACAAAAUGCUCAUGCAAGGACAAAAACACGAAUGCAAUCCUAUAGAUAAGCACAAACGCAACAUGUCGUCACGCUACUGUUUUCUUGGCCUAGUAGCGCUGUUACUCAUCUGCAUCUUGUGCUCUGCAUUUGGAGUUUGGCCAAGUCUUAGAUUUAGUGGCAGCAAAAGUGGCACAAGCGCCACAACGCCGCGCAGAACCGUUGACAUUGUUUUGGACGACCAGAACGACAUUAGUAGCGAUGUUAAUGCUGAUAUACUCAAUGAGUAUAUAACGCCCAUAAAAGUGCUGAAUGCAAGUCUAAAUACAGGCGACUUGCUAUACGAAUCAAUGAAGCCAAUAGAUAGCGAUAGCGCUAACAGCACAAAAGAUGCAACCUCAGCGUUUAGCAUGACGGGCACUUUUCGCAACAAGUCGAGCCUCAUUUGGGAUCCACAUCCCGAGUACACGUUUACAGUAUUUGGGCAUUUAUUGCAUUUGAGAUUACAUCAGGACACAUCGUUUAUACCUCACAAUACAUUUCGAGUUAUACGCAUAUUGAACAAUCAUACCGAGGAGUCGGCCAGCGACGAGCCGGAGCAUUAUCUGGGCUGCUACUACAAAGGCCACAUCGAAGGCGAUCCCGACUCCAUGGUGGCGGUUUCGCUUUGCGAGGGCAUGACGGGUUUUAUCAAAACUAGUUUCGGCAGUUUGCUUAUAAUGCCUGUUAACCAAACCAACAGCGAUGAGAUUUUGCAUCGCGUCUGGCGUCACUCGCAGCGCAAUCCCAGACAAGCUGUCUCCGACUCAGACAUGGAGCUGGAGGCGUUGAAGCUUGCCGAGAGUUUGCUGGCGCCGUUGACGCGUCGCAAGCGACACUUUGAAAAUCUUACUAAUCAGGAGUACACGCUGGAGGUGCUCAUAGCUGUGGAUCAUACAAUGACGCAGUUUCAUGGCAGCGAUCUUAGAUCCUACAUACUUAUUUUAUUCUCCAUUGUGUCGAAUAUAUUUGCCGAUGCCAGCAUUGGCAAUGUCAUACACAUAUCGCUGGUCAAUAUGCUGGAGCUGCGCGAUAUGAACGGACAUCAGGGCAGCGGCACUGCGGCGGAUCGCCUGAAAACGUUUUGCAAGUUCUUGGGCAGCAGAGGCUAUCACUAUGACACGGCCAUGUUGAUCACACGCGAUCAAAUCUGUGGCAAUGAACGCGAGGAGCGUUGCAGCACUUUGGGUUUGGCUGAGCUGGGCACAGUCUGCAAGCCGCGUUCCUGUUCCAUAGUGCAGGACAAUGGACUGCCUGCUGCCUUUACCAUUGCACAUGAGCUGGGACACACUCUAAACAUGCCACACGACGACGACGAUCGUUGCAACAAGUACAAUGCCCGAGAGGGCAACAAUCGCACGCUGCAUAUUAUGGCGAGUGUCAUGGGUGAUCAUAUGCAUCCAUGGUCCUGGUCCAAGUGCUCGCAGCAUUACAUUUCCGAAUUUCUAGAAAAAAGCGACAAAUCCUGCUUGGAGAACAGACCCUCAAGCUCUUUGCUGAAUGAUAAUGACAUUGAGAAGCUGCCAGGCGAGAUUUACUCGCUGGACCAGCAGUGUCAGCUCAUACAUGGAAAUGAUACAAUACACUGUGAUUCUAAUCCCGAGUGCCAGUAUUUGUUUUGCAAUGUCAGCUCGGUGUGCGGCUCCAGCAGUAUGCCCUGGGCGGAUGGCACGCCCUGCCGCAACCAUCACAACUGGUGCAAGAAGGGCAAGUGCGUGCCACGCGUGGGCGGCUCACUGCAGCUGGUGCAUGGCGGCUGGGGCGUCUGGACUGCGUUUACGCCUUGCAGCUUGACCUGCGGUGGCGGCGUGCAGGAGUCGCGUCGCGAGUGCGACAAUCCGCAGCCCAGAAACGGUGGCAAGUACUGCGUGGGCAGUCGCAAGAAGUAUCGCUCCUGCAACACACACUCCUGCCCAGCGGGCACCAUUGAGCCACGUGAGCAAUAUUGCUACGAUAUGAACGGCAGAAACUUCAACAUACGCGGCAUUAGCUCCUCCUCCAAGUGGAUACCCAAAUAUGGCUUGGACACCAGCGACAAGUGCAAACUGUUUUGCCGUCUGCAGGAUGACAGCGCCUACUUCAAGCUCUCGGAGGCUGUGCGAGAUGGCACCACCUGCGCUGUGGAUAGCUUUGACAAAUGUGUCAAUGGCAUUUGCCGUCCCGCUGGCUGUGACAAUGAACUCAACUCCAUUGCCAAGCUGGACAAAUGCGGCGUAUGCGAAGGUCGCAACGACACGUGCGAGGAGCUCACCGGAAAUGUGCGCGUCGCCGAUCUGCUAAAGGAGAAACGCGCACCGCAAAGUCUCUACCAUGUUACUACAAUACCAAAAGGUGCCUCCAACAUUGUUAUAACCCAGCCUGGCUAUCCCACCCAGAACUAUAUUGUGCUCGCCGAUGACAGACAUGUACCACUGGUCAACAGCGUCAAAGUAGUUACUCCAUUUGCAAAGCAAUACAUCUAUGCGGGCAUUACGAUCGACUAUAACGGCUCCAAUAGCACCAUGGAACGCAUAAAUACCACCUACGCCUGGAAGCUGACGCGUGAUCUUGUCGUUAUGAUCAUUUCCAUAGACCUGAGUGCAGCCAAGAAUCAAAACACUGUUUUGAUAUCGUAUACGUAUACGGUGGAUAAAGCAAUAAUUGCAGAGCCUGAGGUGGAGAUCUAUCGCUGGCAAAUGCAAGACUGGAGCAGCUGUGAUUCGCUUUGCCAGGGCACCAUGUACAGACAGGCGGCCUGCGUAAGCACAACUCAAGGAUUGAAAGUCGCCCCACAGUUCUGUGAUCAAUCAGCGAUGCCCAAGCCGGAAUACAAUGCUUGCAAUACAAAUUGUCAACUAACUUUGAAUGUGACAAGUAUUUCGGAAUGCUCCGCUGCUUGUGGAGCGUUGGGCACUCGCGAGAAGGCUCUCAGCUGUGUGCAGACAUUCCCAGAUAUGCAACGUUUGAAUAUCGUGGAUAUGUCUUAUUGCAAACUCAAAUUUGAAAUAGUUACGCAUGAGCAAUGCCGUGAGGGUUGCUGGAAUUAUUCAGAGUGGUCAACGUGCACCAAGACCUGUGGCACGGGCACUCAAAUGCGUGAGCUGCGCUGCAUCUUGAACAACACAGUGGUGAGCGAUGAACUGUGCAAUCCGCGCACAAAACUCGAGACACGCGAUAUGCUACGUGCCUGCAACAUGGAGCCCUGUUUGUAUCCUAUUGCGCCGAUAAGCACUCGCUCAGUUAACCACUGGGUGGCAGGAGAUUGGGGUGAAUGCAGUGACUGGUGCAAAAUGACGCGCACUGUGAGCUGCGCCUAUCCAUACGGCAAUCACUGUCCGCCGGAUAAACAGCCCAAGGAGGUGCGCAAUUGCUGUCACAUCAAGUACAUCAACGAAUGGGGCAAAUGCUCCGUUGACUGUGGCUCCGGCAUCAAGCGCAAGGUGCAGCGCUGUGCGCGCGUCUUCAAGCCAGAGGUGCCUGGCGCUCAAAAGCGCAAGGAGUACAUAAGCGACAGCUAUUGCGAGACCUUAAAGGUGCGCAAGCCAGCGCUGCGCAAGUCCAUCAAGCACUGCAAGAUCAACUGCCAUUGGAGCAGCUCAGAGUGGAGUCCGUGCUCCAGCACUUGCGAUGACGAUUAUCAGUCGCGCCUUGUGCGCUGCGAGUCCUGGCAAGGCAACAGCGUCAAUGAACGCUACUGUGAUGCCACAAAGCGACCAAGCAGAAGUCGAAUCUGCAACAAUUGCAUGCAGCGUCAGUACAAAAUAUUGACACCAUGUGACUGCACGGGCAUUGAAAGGCGACGCAUUCUGUACUAUGAUACGCAUAGGCGACGCGUCGCUGGACGGCCGCGAGUGCAGAAGCAAAAGUGCACGCCGCCUCCGAGCUGCCAUAGAAGAUCCUUCAGCAACAAUCAUGUGAGCAGUCGGCGCGCGCAGAGCUGCGAGGACUAUCAGCAGAUGUAUCGCGCCUACAAGGAUGGCGAGUAUACGUUGCAAGUGCGAUCGCGACCAGUGCGCGUUUAUUGCCACAAAAUGAAUAGUCUGACGCCACGCGAAUACAUAACCGUGGAGCCGCAGGAGAACUACUCCAUUUACUACGAGUACAAGACAAGAUUAAUCAACAGCUGUCCGCCCGUGUCGCGUGAUCAUGAAUAUACCAAUGAUCAGUAUUCGGGACGCUCGUAUUUCAGCAAGCUGCGCUUAAACAUCACCGAUUUGCGCAUUAUUGAGAACGAUUACGAGUUCGCCGAGUCUCGAGGACAGCGACAGCCACUGGGCUCAGCCGGUGACUGCUACAAUCGCAACCAGCAAUGUCCGCAGGGCGACUUCUCCAUCAAUCUGGAGCGUACUGGCUUCACACUGCGCCCAGGCACGCGCUGGAAUACCGUUGGCAGCUCAGCGGUCAUGAAGCAAGAGACUGGGUUUGAAACUUCGCGGCAGUCAAGGCGCGCCUACUGCGGCGGCUUCUGCGGACGCUGCUACAUUGCGCCCGGAUCGGGACUUUAUGUGGACGUUGUAUGAUCACACUCUUCGCUUAGCAAUGCACAGAAGCCGAGCGACCGCCAAAUCGCUUGAAGUACUUUGAGCGUAUCGCUCGCUCGGUUUCUGUGCAUUUCUAUUUGAAAACAUCCCCAAGGGAUGGCUAAACAAAACCAACUUAAUAGUAUUAAAGCACACACACACACACACACAGACCCAUGGUCAUAAACAUGAAUAGUUUGGUAGAUACAUAUGUAUAUACAAUUCAGCACAAUUUGCCGAAAGGCUAAAAUUAUUCAUAUAGAGUAACUAGACUUGCUCGAUUGCAUUGCAUUAUUCUUGUAAAUAAUCAAAUCCAAGUACAAUUUAAAUGUUUAACGAAGAAACUUACGAAUUUUACGAACUUGUUUUCAAUUUCAAAUUAUGUGUUCACAAAAAACUUGUAAUCUUUUAAAGCUCUUACUUACGCUUAUUUUUGUUGCAAUGCAACAAACUAAAACAAAACCUAAAAUGCUUAAGAAUAGUUUUACCUUGAGGCACAAUUUGCUAAUUGUCAUUAUAUCUAUAUGGAGCUGUAUAAGUAGUUAGAUAGUUAAAUAUCUUCCAACAUUUCGGUUGUUAAGAGCAAAGUAUUUUCGAAAUGAGAAAUUUUAAGCACAAGUGAAGCUUAAAAUGUCGAACAAAAACUGAUCGCCAAAUAUUUAUUUAUCCAACGAAAGGAUGAAGCUGCCAAGAAAAAUUUAAAUUACAAAACAACGACCAUUGCAUGUAUAGUUCAUCGCCAUUCAUAGUUAACUAAGUGAUGUACAUAAAUAUGUUAACAAAUUAUUAUGUUUAGGAAGCUUAUGUAUAUGUAAAGUAUGUAAAUGGUAGCUAACCUCAAAAUAAGUAUAUGUAUGUGUGUAUCUAUGUAUGGAUGUAUUGAAGCUUCAGAACGUGUCAUUCUCACUCUUGACCAUCCUUGAGAAUGAGGGAGAGCAUUCGUUGUACGGUUGAGGUUUCAAUAGCAAGCUUAAGGAAACGAAACACAAAGUGCAAUGCCGUUUUUUAUACAAUAUUUGUAUACUUAUUUCUAAUUAAUUAAGUCUAUUUUUAAAUAAAUU
Messenger RNA from Drosophila busckii, 6542 nucleotides. RefSeq names its product A disintegrin and metalloproteinase with thrombospondin motifs 9 (gene AdamTS-A). The record is from RefSeq and is a predicted model, not a curated record. Gene Ontology annotation, cellular component: extracellular matrix. Gene Ontology annotation, molecular function: metalloendopeptidase activity; zinc ion binding. The transcript has 17 exons. Gene Ontology annotation, biological process: proteolysis; extracellular matrix organization. Bases 658 to 5481 code for a protein of 1607 amino acids. Lineage: Eukaryota; Metazoa; Arthropoda; Insecta; Diptera; Drosophilidae.